Molecule: messenger RNA, 2253 nt
Organism: Brachypodium distachyon (stiff brome)
Lineage: Eukaryota; Viridiplantae; Streptophyta; Magnoliopsida; Poales; Poaceae
Product: glutamyl-tRNA reductase, chloroplastic
Exons: 3
Coding region: 323-1915 (530 amino acids)
Biological process (GO): tetrapyrrole biosynthetic process
Molecular function (GO): glutamyl-tRNA reductase (NADP+) activity; NADP binding
Source: RefSeq, a predicted model, not a curated record
GAGACCGAGCCCCAAACGCGUCCCAUUGUGCACGCCACACGCCAUACGCCGCCGCCACCACACCAAGUCACCAACCACCAUCUCAAAGCUCCGGCCUUUCUUCCCCUCCCCCCUCGUCCUCAGACCAGCCCGAGGCGGAAACCAAUUCCACGUCCCCUCUCCACAGCUCCGUCCAAGAACGCAGAGGCCAGGAAUUCGCACCACGUCAACGAGUGAUACUUGAAGAAGAUAGAGCCCAUUAUCUCUAUCUGAUUUAUCUACGGUCGUUGGCGGCCAUUAAUCCGUUCCGUGGAGAGAAGGCUGCUGCAUUCCUGGUCUGGCAAUGGCUAGCACGGCGACGGCGACGGCCGUGGCGGGCACAUUCGCCGCCGCCGCCAUUGCCAGGCAUCGGGGGUCCGCCGCCUGUCCGAGGGUGGCCGCCGGCGGGCGGCGGCGGUCCUGCGUGGUGCGCUGCGACGCCGGCGUGGAGGUCCAGGCGCAGGCGGCGGCCAAGGCGGCCAGCAUCGCCGCGCUCGAGCAGUUCAAGAUCUCCGCGGACCGGUACAUGAAAGAAAGGAGUAGCAUAGCUGUAAUAGGCCUCAGUGUAAACACAUCACCUGUAGAGAUGCGUGAAAAACUUGCUGUAGCAGAAGAACUAUGGCCCCGUGCUGUUUCAGAACUCACCAAUUUGAAUCAUAUUGAAGAGGCUGCUGUUCUUAGUACCUGCAAUAGAAUGGAAAUUUAUGUGGUGGCUUUAUCCUGGAACCGAGGUAUUAGAGAAGUAGUUGAUUGGAUGUCAAAGAAAAGUGGAAUCCCUGCUUCCGAGCUCAGGGAGCACCUCUUCAUGUUGCGUGACAGUGAUGCUACACGCCAUCUGUUUGAGGUAUCUGCUGGGCUUGACUCUUUGGUGCUUGGAGAAGGACAGAUACUUGCUCAAGUUAAACAAGUUGUCAGAAGUGGGCAAAACAGUGGAGGCUUGGGAAAGAACAUUGAUAGGAUGUUCAAGGAUGCAAUCACAGCUGGAAAGCGUGUACGCUGCGAGACUAACAUAUCAUCUGGUGCUGUAUCUGUCAGUUCAGCUGCGGUUGAAUUGGCUUUGAUGAAGCUUCCAAAGUCUGAAACCUUAUCAGCUAGGAUGCUCUUAAUUGGUGCUGGCAAAAUGGGAAAAUUAGUGAUCAAACAUUUGAUUGCCAAAGGAUACAAGAAGGUUGUUGUGGUGAACCGCUCAGUGGAAAGGGUGGAUGCUAUUCGCGAGGAGAUGAAAGACAUCGAGAUUGUAUAUAGGCCUCUCACAGAGAUGUAUGAAGCUGCUGCUGAUGCUGAUGUCAUAUUCACAAGCACGGCAUCUGACACCCCAUUGUUUACAAAGGAGCACGCAGAAGCACUUCCUCUUAUUUCAGAUUCUAUGGGUAGAGUUCGGCUUUUUGUUGACAUAUCUGUACCCAGGAAUGUCAGUGCAUGUGUGUCUAAUGUUGACCAUGCACGAGUAUACAAUGUUGAUGACUUGAAAGAGGUGGUGGAAGCCAAUAAGGAAGACAGACUCAGGAAAGCAAUGGAGGCCCAAACAAUCAUUUCUGAAGAACUGAUUCGGUUCGAGGCAUGGAGGGACUCUCUGGAGACCGUUCCAACCAUCAAGAAGCUGAGAUCAUAUGCUGACCGGAUCAGGGCUUCAGAGCUUGAUAAGUGCCUGCAGAAGAUUGGAGGAGAUGUUCUCACCAAGAAAAUGAGAAAAUCAAUAGAGCAGCUCAGCACCGGCAUAGUGAACAAGCUUCUGCAUGGCCCAUUGCAGCAUCUGAGAUGCGAUGGCACCGACAGCCACACUCUCGGCGAAACACUUGAGAACAUGCACGCCCUCAAUAGGAUGUUUAGCCUCGACACUGAGAAGGCGGUCAUGGAGCAGAAGAUCAAGGCGAAGGUUGAGAAAGCACAAAACUGAGAUCACCUGUCUUUUCUGCCUGUACAUCUACAUGACUACAUAUACUCCCAAUCUGUCCUGACAUUCUAAUUCCAAUUUUGUUUCACUUACCGAGCGCUCCUGGUGGAGUUGAUCAAUUGUAUAGUGAUUUAGCACCAUUGCAGCCGCUUAAUAUGUUGAGAGAUAGCAAAAUGUGCUCCACAACAGCUUUUGUUCAUUACAGUGCAUGCUGUGCUAGAGCCCAAAUUUUAAGGUGUACUAUGCAUCCUUUGGCGAAAUAACAGGAAUAUAUGAAUAUGUUAAUUGAUGCGUGUGAUGUAUUAUACUAUACCUAUAAGCUUAAGGAUAAACUUGCAGUA